AUGGUUGCCGGAUCCAAAGUAUUUCUCAAGGAAUUGAAGCACAGAUGGCUGUUUGCUUGCCCUUCAUUUGAUGAGCAGGAGUUACAUCCCUGGGGGGCGGCCACUAAGAUGCAUACAAAGAGUUCCCAAGCACCAAGGGUCAUCAGGGGAGAGAAGGAUAGUUAG
Messenger RNA from Sclerotinia sclerotiorum 1980 UF-70, 165 nucleotides. RefSeq lists its product with no specific name. NCBI's taxonomy places the organism in Eukaryota, Fungi, Ascomycota, Leotiomycetes, Helotiales, Sclerotiniaceae. The coding region runs from base 1 to 165 and encodes 54 amino acids. The record is from RefSeq and is a predicted model, not a curated record. The transcript has 4 exons.